AUGCUUGCUCCCAAGCAACCUAACACAAGGGUAAUGGUAAUGGUAAUUGUGAAGCAUGGCAAAAGGCCAGAGAUGCAAGCUACACCACCAGGACCAGAUCAUGGCCAUCCUCGAGGAUUCGGACCAUGCAUGGAUGGCUAUAUAAAUGGUCUAGACCGACUGUCACGCAUUCGUAGGUUGGAUAAUAUUGAACUAAGCCAUCACACGAACUUGAGGUUCAACUUCAGGGACUACAUGGGUGAUUAUGAUGACUAUUAUUGCAUGCAUAGACCACCAACAGGGCCAAGGGGCAUGCCUUCAGGGCCACCACCUCCACCACCACCACCACCAAGGCAAAUAGCACCAGGGCCACCUCCCCCCCACUCAUGUGGGUGCCCUGGGUGCAGGGAACCACCUCCACCUCCACCAGGGCCACCGCGAGAAGCUUGUUACUAUCCACCUGAGCCUCCAUAUGGACCACCACCAGGUGGAUACCCUCCCUGUGGCUUCUUCAAUGAUCAAAAUCCUAAUGGUUGCUCAGUGAUGUGA
Ilex paraguariensis (yerba mate) is the source of this 528-nucleotide messenger RNA. The record is from the annotation of a GenBank genome assembly. NCBI's taxonomy places the organism in Eukaryota, Viridiplantae, Streptophyta, Magnoliopsida, Aquifoliales, Aquifoliaceae.